CAAUAAUUCUACUACCGGUGCUCCUCAUUUCGAGAUCGUACAUCACUAAACACGCUCCUGCGCACUUUCGGAGUUAUCCAGCAAUCACAGGGAUUUCAGGUUUUCUGUGCACAUCAGUGGCGUACCGGCAGACUGCAUGGCAAAGAGGCGCGCCGAGGACACUCUGCUGCACAACUCUCCCUCCAAGAGGUGUUACCGCUCCCUUUGCGCUGUUGACAUACAGGCGGAGAGCAUGGCUCCGUCCGGGGGCGUGAGUCCGCCGUCCCUCCUGGCUUUGCUGGGGACCCGCUGCAGAAAGAGGCCGCAAUAUUUCGACGAAGAAGAGACCGCUUCUUAUCGCAAGACUUCACCCUGCGACGUUAGGAAGCGUGUAGUAAAUGUUUUGGCGGUGCAGACGUCUGGAAUUUUCCAGGACCGUCGCAGCUCCAGCUCAGUCACGAGCUCCCAGAAACGACCACGAGAGGACAGCGAGGAGCCAGACACCGCUGUUCAGAAAGCUGAUGAUAAAGCCGAUGAGGACGCAAACACUGAAGACUGCACUUACAACUCCUUCCAGUAUUGGAGGGUGCCCCUACCUGAGCUUGACCUUUCACUGCUAGAAGAUGCAAGCGACCACUCCAAAACAAAAGACAAGUCAAAAGCAUCUUCUUCUGACGCCAUGGAGACUUGAAUUUGAUUGGUACAGCGAGGCCUAUUUUAAGCUGUCUCUCCCCGUUACAAGCAAGGGAACGUGAUGAGGACAAUGUGAUGUUCUUCAGCAAAUAGAGGCAUCAAGAACAGGUUACUUGAAUUGCAUCAAGGUGACAUGCGAUAACUGGAACCUGCCAAGGCUGCCUCGGUAGAGCAACACAGGCUUUUUUUCUUUUUUCUUUUCUUUUCUUUUUUUUUUUAAGUGAGCCACAGUCUGGUGCAAGAUUUCACAGACCUUGAACUCACAGAAGUUGAACUUGUUUCAAACUUUUUAUAGAUCCAACAGCUUUGUGUGACCAGUAUUUCAGAAAGCCUGAUAACAGCACUGACUGAUUUCCCGUGUUCAAUGCUGAGCCCCUACUUUGCAAACCUACAGUUGAGUAGGAUUGUAUAAACAUGUGUCUAACUAAUUAGAGAUCUAAUUAAAGAUGUAUGCUUGGUCUGCAGAUAAUAGUUGCAUUUCAGAACGAAUUUGGUCCAGUUAUGUAGGGUUGCACUUUUUAAAUUGUGUGACUGAACUGUAGAUGUUUGUUGGUUGUACAUUUAUUUAGUACACACCUGAUUGCCAGUUACAGCUGGUUGUUACAUGCCUUUGUAUUCAUUGGCAAUAAAAAAUAUAUAUAUUUGUGACUUUUCUUUUAA
Oreochromis niloticus (Nile tilapia) is the source of this 1332-nucleotide messenger RNA. RefSeq lists its product as uncharacterized. The transcript has 2 exons. NCBI's taxonomy places the organism in Eukaryota, Metazoa, Chordata, Actinopteri, Cichliformes, Cichlidae. Bases 137 to 670 code for a protein of 177 amino acids. The record is from RefSeq and is a predicted model, not a curated record.